Messenger RNA from Drosophila kikkawai, 642 nucleotides. RefSeq names its product proteasome subunit beta type-3-like. Lineage: Eukaryota; Metazoa; Arthropoda; Insecta; Diptera; Drosophilidae. Gene Ontology annotation, cellular component: proteasome core complex. The record is from RefSeq and is a predicted model, not a curated record.
AUGCCGCCUUGGACCGACAACGGCGGCUGCAUGGCUGCCAUGUGCGGCAAGGGUUGUGUGGCCAUUGCCACGGAUUAUGACACUGGAGUUCGGGAGCUUCAGCCCACAGAUAAUGGCUUCAAGAAGGUGUUCAAGAUAUCUCAACGCACAUUUGUGGGCUUCACCGGUCUCCAGAUGGACAUCCUGGCCCUCCGAGAUCGCGCUGACAACCACAAGCAGCUGAGGGAAGGGUUCAAUAAUGGCCAAAUGAGUCCCCAACAGUUUUCGAUUGUGGUGUCGAAUUUGCUGUUCAAGCAACGCUCAAAGCCCUACUAUGUGGAGCCGAUGGUGGUAGGUCUGGAGCCCGAUCCGAAUACCAAAUCUCUGAGGCCAUAUAUCUGUCACAUGGACUGGAUCGGUUGCAGGAGGGAGUCCAACAAAUUUGCAGUGGCCGGUACCUGUGCAGCGCAGCUGACGGGGAUGUGUGCAUCUAUGUGGCAGCCAGAUCUGUCGCCAGACGACCUCUUCCAGGUGAUCUCAACAGCCGUUCUUGGUGCUCUCGAUCGAGAUCCCACCAUCCCAUUAGGUGUCGGUGCACUUGUGUGUCUCAUCGAGGAGCAUAGAAUCACCGAGCGACUAGUGGACUCUAACUUGGCGAAUUAG